This is a messenger RNA of Closterium sp. NIES-65, 1062 nucleotides long. The record is from the annotation of a GenBank genome assembly. Lineage: Eukaryota; Viridiplantae; Streptophyta; Zygnematophyceae; Desmidiales; Closteriaceae.
AUGGAUCGCGAAUGGGGGAGCAAGCCCGGAAGCGGCGGCGCCGCGUCCGCGCAGAGCGAGGCGAUCGACCGGCGAGAGCGGCUGCGACGACUCGCUCUCGAAACCAUUGACCUCGCGAAGGAUCCCUAUUUCAUGCGGAACCAUCUCGGAAGUUACGAGUGCAAGCUGUGUCUGACGCUCCACAACAACGAGGGAAACUACCUCGCGCACACGCAGGGCAAGCGCCACCAGCAGAAUCUGGCGAAGCGUGCAGCCAAGGAGGCGCAGGAGGCCCCGGCGCUGCCCCAACCAGCACGGCCCCGAGUGAACCCAAGGAAGACAGUGAAGAUCGGUCGACCUGGUUACCGUGUAACCAAGCAGUUCGACCCUGAGACGCACCAACGCUCACUGCUCUUCCAGAUCGAGUACCCAGAGAUAGAGGACGGGGUGAAGCCUCGCCAUCGAUUCAUGUCUUCCUAUGAGCAGCGAGUCGAGUCGUGGGACAAGAACUUUCAGUACCUGCUGUUUGCAGCAGAGCCAUACGAAAUCAUAUCUUUCAAGAUCCCCAGCACAGAAAUUGACAAGACCCCAUCCAAGUUCUUCUCCCACUGGAACCCUGAUACCAAGACCUUCACACCUCGCCCACUCGCCCCGGCCUACUCCUACGCACAUCUCCUCCCCUCCUCGUGCCUCUUUGCUUCUCAUCCUUCCCUCUCCCCUCCCCAUCCACCCCAUGCAGCUUCAGCUAUACUUCAAGCCCCGUCCAGUCGCCCCCACCAACCAUGGGGGCAAUAUGGGGGGGGAGGCGGGUACAUGCCUCCCCCUCCCCCGCCACAGCAACAGGGGGGGGGAGGGGCGUAUGGGGGCGCGUAUGGGGGGUAUCCCCCUAGCAACCAGCCACAGGCACAUGGAGGGGGAGCGGGGGGAGCAGGGGGAGGGGGAGGGGGAGCAGGGGGAGUGCCAGUGUCCAGACCCCCACCCCCACCCCCCCAGCAGCAGCAAGGGGGAAUGUAUUCUGCUGUCCCCCCGCCUCCCCCUGCUGCACCUGGAGGGUACCAGCCUCCUCCCCCACCACAGACCUAG